This is a messenger RNA of Polistes canadensis, 2698 nucleotides long. RefSeq lists its product as uncharacterized. Gene Ontology annotation, molecular function: serine-type endopeptidase activity. The transcript has 10 exons. The record is from RefSeq and is a predicted model, not a curated record. The coding region runs from base 79 to 2589 and encodes 836 amino acids. Lineage: Eukaryota; Metazoa; Arthropoda; Insecta; Hymenoptera; Vespidae. Gene Ontology annotation, biological process: proteolysis.
UCGACGCGCAAGCAGUGAUAAAUUCUAGUUGAUGCCAGACAACACAAGAUAAUUUUCUAUAUUUUUCUUUUAAUCAUUAUGGCAAUCACAGAUAGGAAGUGUUUAUAUUUUAUUGCAUUUAGCUACUUCUUAACAUUCAUACUACCUUCAAGUCAUGCAGAGAAUGCAAAUAUUUGCUUAGCGCCUCCACAGCCCGAUAAUGGUAGUCGAAAAUUACUUAAUUUAGAAAGUUUUAUACUAAGUGAAGUACAAGAAGGUACUGAAUUACCGUUUGAAUCUUUAUUGAAAUACGAAUGUAAAUAUGGCUAUAAAGUUUUGGGUUCCAGUAUUUCAAAAUGUAGAUCCUAUGGAAAUUGGGUUAAUAUUCCAGUUUGUAGAGCAUGUCGUUUAUAUGGGCGAAAUGGUCAACGAAAUGAAAACGACGAAUUAUCUAGUACUAUAAAUUUUGCAUGUCAUGCUUCUUUAUUUAUACAAAAAACUGCAGACGGAUCGAAGGAUUUCAUUUGCGGAGCAACAAUUAUACAGGAAAACUUACUUCUUACCGCAGCGCAUUGCGUUUACGACAAAGAGAACCAAAGGGCACAAAACCCAAAUAAAUAUUAUGUUGCUGCUGGAAACAUUUAUCCUGAAUAUGAUUCUGAUCAGCAUGACCAGCAAUUAGUUCAAAAGUCUAGAGUGAAAAAUAUUCACAUUAAUGAAGAAUAUUUGGGAAUCCAAGGAAAUUUUACAGCGGAUAUUGCCAUUUUGGAAAUCAAAACCCCAUUCGUAUUUUCAAAUUUGUUAUUUCCAGCGUGUUUAGAUGUUUCUUCAAAUUAUAUUCUCUUAGGGAAAAUCAUAGAUUUUAGUCACAAUGAUUCUGUACUUAGCCGUAAUUAUGUAGUUCACACAGUAUAUAUUAAAAUUCCAUUUAAUCAGUGCAAAAUUUUCAAUAAUUCCAUUGAAUUUGAAAGGUACAAGACAAUGGAUAAAUUUUGCGCUGCCCCAAAAAGUGAAUUGGGCUGUAGUGGAAUUGACGGAAGUGGACUAAUAAUUCAAACGAAAAAUGGUUAUUUUCUAGAAGGAAUUAGAAGUAGCCCUUUAAGUGUAUUAAACACAGGUAGUUCAGAAACUUGCGGCAGCCGCUCAUAUUCUCUUCUCACGCGUAUAUCCAGUUAUAGAGCUUGGAUCCGAGAUAUGAUUUUACAAAUAGAAAUAUCUAAUCUAUUUUCCUCGUCUCGUGAUUCAACUGUAACUAGUACGACUUCAACAACAAUUGCUUCAUUUAUACCACAUUCACAAAGUACUACAACCACAUCUUUUCCGUUAAUCACAAGACCGAUUGUUUGCAAAGCGCCUCCUCAGCCUAGGAAUGGUAAUCGUCAAUUACACGAGUCACAAUGCCAGUCACAAAAUGACUGUGAUGUGCAGGAGGGUGUAGAAUUACCCACAGGGUCAUAUUUAACUUAUAAAUGUUAUGAUGGAUACGAAAUUAGUGGUACCCAUGACGUAUUAUGUAGUUUAAACGGAAAAUGGAUAAACAUUCCAGUCUGUAUUGAAAUAUAUUGUGACUCAUUGGUUUCUGCAUCAACAUUUGCUGAUUGUACAUAUAACGACGAAUGGACUUCUUGCGAGUCUAGUGUUAAACCUGGAACAAUAGCUAAAUUAAUUUGCAGAAAUGGGUAUAAACAAGAUUCGACUAUCCUAUCAAUACAAAGAGAUCAAGUUACCUGUAACGAUAAAGGUCAAUGGACACCAGAUCCAAUAAAAUGCAUACCAGUAUGUGGAUAUGUGCCAACUCUAUACGGUACACCGUUCAUUGUAAAUGGAAUCAACGCUAAGUUUGUUCCUUGGCAUGCUACUUUGUACGAGACGAAACGAUUAAAUGGACCAAAAGAAUUUAUUUGUGGAGCAACAAUUAUAACAGAGAAUUUUCUUGUCACCGCUGCUCAUUGUGUUUCCGAUGAAACAAUUAAUAGAGUAAAGGACCCUAGACAAUUUUACGUUGCAACUGGAAAUACAGAUCGUGAUUAUGAUUAUGAACAGCAUGAUAUACGUUUUGUCAAAAAAGUUAGGGUAAAACAUAUUUAUGUUCAUUGUAAUUAUUUGGGCUUAUCAGGAAAUUAUGCUUUUGACAUAGCUCUCUUACAAAUUGAAGUACCAUUUGUAUUUACAAAUAUGUUAGUGCCAGCAUGUUUAGAUGAUACUAUUAUUCACUCUGGACUUGGAGUAGUUGCGGGAUUUGGAUUUACUGCCUCUAUGUCAUCCAGCCCCCGUCUCCAAAUUACAAAACUACCCUACGUAUCUGCAACACAAUGCAAAGCUAUAAAUAAUUCUGUUAUAUACAAGCAGUAUGUAACAAGUGAUAAAUUUUGUGCAGGCUAUACAAAUGGAACGUCUGUCUGUAAUGGUGAUAGUGGAGGGGGACUUGUAUUUCAAGCUGGAGGAUUAUGGUUUUUAAGAGGUAUUGUCAGUAUUGGAAUUAGUGCAAAUUUAGAGGCAGAUCCAUCGCUGUACAAAUAUAUCCCUGCCUUUAUCAUGUUGGCUGCGUUUAUACUUUUCACUCUUUAUUAUAUCCUCAGAAAAUGUAUAAAUAAGUAUUGGAAAAAUUGAUGAUAAUAUGCCGAAACAAAAAGGACCAACCGAAAUUUUACACAGGAUGCAUUUUUUGAUCGAAAAUAGUAAGUUAUAUUGGAAAGUGAUUCUUCCUUCUGAACGCUAU